AACAUAACUCGAAUAGUGGCGCUGUCAGUCUCUGCGCUGCGUCCGAAAUAUAAGGUUAUGGUUAAUUUAGAACAUAGACGAGUUUUUUCACAGUUUGCAUUUCAUAUUUAUAUAACGACGAUUGUGAUAAGAAGUACGAUAACAUUAAUUGCAUAGCGAUAUUGCGCUAUAUAUCUACUGGCGUUAUCAGUGUUAUCAUCAGUUAUCGCUGUUUAAACGCUAUCUCUUGAACUCGGCGUAUGUGUGUUUUUCAACAGUAUUCGUGAGUCGCAUCAAGAGGCGAUACAAGAAAAUCAAAAUGACAUCUGGACAGGUAAAAGAAUUGGUAAAGUUAUACAAAUCAUUAGCUGCACAUCCGUCCUUAAUCGGUGCACGGAUUCUGGGCUCUGCAAAUGGUAGAUUAUCUAUACAAGGCUUAUGGACACAAAGAAAUCUAGAGAGAAAGACGGAUCAACGUUUCUUACAGAAAUAUGAUUUAAAUUCAGACUUAACUCCGAUCUCCAGUGGAUUUCCAAUUGAUGUUACCACAGAGCUCAUGUCCACUUUGACAAAAAAUGAAGAACGUAGGGCUGUAUUGCGACAAGCUAUAAUUGAUAAUUCUACAAAACAAUUUAUAGAAAUUUGGGAUAAGCAGCAUUUUGUGAAGAAUUACGAUCUAUCUGCUUUGGAUGUUCAUGGAGAUGUUUAUACAGAUAUCGAAUUUCGAUCAUUUGAGUGGUCGCCUGAUAACACCAAAGUAUUAUAUAUAGCGGAAAAGAAGCUUUCUAAAUCAGAACCAUUUUAUAAGCAAAAACCAUUAGAUAAGAAAGAUAAGGAAAAGAAAGAGGAUGAAGAAACAACAGUGGGAAAUGAGUAUAUCUAUAAACCACACUGGGGAGAACAAAUGGUAGGAAAACAUCGACCUGUUGUUGUAGUUCUUGACACAACAACAGACAACAUUACAGUUUUAUCUGGAAUACCAGAUGAACUUUCUCCUGGACAAGUGAUUUGGACAAAAGAUCAAGAUGUAGUCGGUGUUGCUUGGAAACACGAGCCACAAUAUUUAGGUCUAGUUGCAUGCACCAACAGAUAUUCCUGGAUAUUCUUAUUGAAAAAUGGAGAAUUCCGAAAGUUAUCUGAUGAAGGAUGUGCUGUACACAGUCCUAGAAUUAGCCCUGAUGGAAAUUAUCUUAUUUGGUUACAGAGGGAAGCUGGUGCUGUCCCACAUCAUAAUGCACACACGCUUAUGUUACAAGAUUUGAGAAUAAAGGAAAACCAUGGUAACCAAAUCGUGGAAAAAGUACAAAUGAGCAAAACAAUUAAUCAUAAUCGGCACUUUUAUGGAAUAUACAGUCGUUUACCUCAUAAUUGUUGGAGUGAUGACUCUCAAUACUUAUUUUUCAGUACACCUCAAAGAAACAAUAUUGUUUCAUACAUUGUUAAUAUAAAAACAAAAGAUAUUACUGAAGUAAAAAAUGAUGGAAGCAGCCUUACUAUAUUGGAUGUAAAAGGAGAUAUAAUUGCAUUUUUAAAUACAUCCUUAACACAACCUGCCAGUCUUAUGGUAGGUCGUUUUAAAAGUGAAGCAGCAAAUAUUGGCGAUAUCGCAAGAACUACAAUUACAACUCCAAUGAAAAUUAAUGAGCUUAAAGAAAUUAUAUAUGAACCUAAUGAAUAUAUUUAUAACAAUGAUGAGAGCAUAAGACAGUUUAACUUCAUUUAUUUUGGUCCAAAAAGUGGUAAAGAUAAAUCAGUUCCUUUUGUGGUUAUACCACACGGAGGCCCUCAUAGCAAUUUCACAAACGUAUUUAUAUUGGAUCACUCUUUCUUGGUAUCAGCAGGUUUUGCAAUAGUACAAGUGAAUUAUCGUGGUUCUACGGGAAUGGGCAGCGCGACUGUAGACUAUCUUCAAGGAAAAGUUGGGGACAUAGAUGUGCAGGACUGUGUAACUGCUACGCAAGAAGAUCAAAAAUAUCCUUGGCUCGAUCCAGAACGCAUAGGUCUUUGCGGUGGAUCUCAUGGUGGAUUUUUGGUAACACAUUUAAGUGGGCAAGUUCCGGAUAUGUACAAAGCAGUAGUGGCGAGAAAUCCAGUAAUCGAUAUCUCCAUCAUGUUUGGUGUAUCAGAUAUUCCUGAUUGUCGCAAUACUCUGACUAAGGAAGAAAAAAUAGCGUAUCUUCAUAAUGUGUGCAUUGUAGAGGCAGGUUUUCCUUACUUGGUUAGCGGUCCUUGGCCAGAAAACAUCGACAUGUUCGUAAAAAUGAAGAAAUGCUCGCCGAUUUCGCACAUCGAUAAAGUUAAGGCACCCACUUUAAUUUGCAUUGGAACGAAAGAUUUACGAGUACCAUCCUCUCAAGGAACAAUGUGGUAUCAUCGGCUCAAAACUAACAAAGUAAAAACUAAAAUGCUUGUAUAUGAUGACAAUCAUUCAUUAGUAACUGGACCAGCUGAGAUUGAUCACAUCAUUAAUGAUUGUUUAUGGUUACUCGAGCAUAUAUCUGUGCAUACAGAAUUCAAAGACGAGAAAUAAAUCUUCAUCGGCCAACAUUUUUUUAUAUGUUUAUACAUAUAUAUCUAUAUCUAUAAGUAUAUAUAUUUAUAAAGUAUAGAUCUAUAAGUCUUUAUUAUCACAAAUUGGAUAUUUACACAAUAAAUUGUUACGUACAUUUUAUAAAGAAGCUUAUAUAAUAUUCAAUCUCAAAAAUAUACACGCACACGUCUAGGGUCUGUAUAAUUGUUAUAAAAUUUUUACACUUUUAUAGAUACAAAAGUUGUUAUAAACAUAUCUCCGCGCAUACCUAAAUAAGAUAUAUCAUUUAUCAAAAAAUAUGCUACAAUACAGCAAGUUCAUAUAUUA
Molecule: messenger RNA, 2836 nt
Organism: Nylanderia fulva
Lineage: Eukaryota; Metazoa; Arthropoda; Insecta; Hymenoptera; Formicidae
Product: acylamino-acid-releasing enzyme
Biological process (GO): proteolysis
Molecular function (GO): serine-type endopeptidase activity
Source: RefSeq, a predicted model, not a curated record